AUGAGGCUGGUAUUGAUCUGCUCUCUGCUCUCUUUUCUCCUGGCAGAGCACGGCUGGGCAGACACCCGCGCCAUCGGGGCGGAGGAGUGCAGCCCCAACUCGCAGCCCUGGCAGGCCGGCCUCUUCUUCCUCACCCAUCUAUUCUGCGGGGCGACCCUCAUCAACGACCGCUGGCUGCUCACCGCCGCCCACUGCCGGAAGCCGUAUCUGUGGGUCCGUCUCGGGGAGCAUCAUCUCUGGCAGUGGGAGGGUCCAGAGCAGCUGUUCCGGGUCACGGACUUCUACCCCCACCCCGGGUUCAACAAGGACCUCAGUGCCCACGACCACAACGAUGACAUCAUGCUGAUCCGUCUGCCCAGGCGGGCGCGCCUGAGUCACACUGUGCAGCCCCUCAACCUCAGUGAGACCUGUGUCUCCCCAGGCACCCAGUGCCUCAUCUCAGGCUGGGGGGCCGUGUCCAGCCCCGAGGUGCAGUACCCAGAAACGCUGCAGUGUGCCAACAUCAGCAUCCUGGAUCCCAAGCUCUGCCAUCACGCAUACCCAGGCCACAUCUCGGACAGCAUGCUCUGUGCCGGCCUGUGGGAGGGGGGCCGCGGCUCCUGUCAGGGUGACUCUGGAGGCCCCCUGGUUUGCAAUGGGACCCUGGCGGGCGUGGUGUCUGGGGGUGCAGAGCCUUGCUCCAGACCCAGGCGUCCUGCCGUAUACACCAGCGUAUGCCGCUACGUGGACUGGAUCCGAAAGACCAUGGAAGAAAACUGA
Choloepus didactylus (southern two-toed sloth) is the source of this 759-nucleotide messenger RNA. RefSeq names its product kallikrein-9. Gene Ontology annotation, molecular function: serine-type endopeptidase activity. Bases 1 to 759 code for a protein of 252 amino acids. Gene Ontology annotation, biological process: proteolysis. NCBI's taxonomy places the organism in Eukaryota, Metazoa, Chordata, Mammalia, Pilosa, Megalonychidae. The transcript has 5 exons. The record is from RefSeq and is a predicted model, not a curated record.